AUGACGGCCGACGUCCCGAACUCGCUGAACUGGCUGUCAUUCGUGACAGGGAUCCUGGGCUUUGCCCUGACGACGCUCAACUUGAUCGCUUUGUACGCCAACUUCGUCGCCACAAUCCGCGCUGCGCCUAGUGAGAUCCGCGACUCUCUGGGCAACCUUCGACAGCAACUUUGCGAAGAACGCGAGGCGCUGCGUCACCAAACGAAAGAGAUUAGGCGCAAAAGUAAAAUACGGCAGAAAAUCUCUCAAAUUGGAGACAAGAACGCCAACAUCGAGGCGCGCAGGGCGCUGGAGUAUGCAGAGAAGACACUGCCGCUGCAUUACAUGACGCUCCGCGACCUCUGGAGAACCUUCAAGGAGCUUGAAAGACCAUUCUUGGUGGCGAGCGGGCACCGGGCCGAGGCGAUCCACAAUGGAGCUUCGUGGGGCGAGGACGACCUCGACGAGAAGGUCCGCAGCGACUUUGAGAAGCAUGGGGAGAUGGGGAGUUUUGCCGACUGGAGCGCGCUGUACAAGUGUGACUUUGCGCAUCGCUUUAUUUGGUGGCAAGUCAAAGAUUCUGUGAAGAAGUUAGGAGACGAAGUCAUGAGAGUCAUGGCAAGGAGAACAGAGAGGGAGGUUACGUAUACGCGAAUGAUGGUCAGGCAGAUGUAUCUUGGUGAUACACCUGGACACGGUAGUGAUAGGGGUCCGAGACGGCCUGGAGACGGUGACGGAGGUGGAGGUGCGAGAAGGAGGAUGAGUUGGGGUUCAUCGGGACCAUCAAGGAGGACGCCACAGCCGAGGUACGAAGAGCCUUCUUCUUCCUCUGAGCAAAGCAGCGACAACGACAGCCGGACGACGAGGCGUGGUUCAGGGAAAGGAAGAGACACGAGCCCGGUCUUCAGCGAGCAUAGAAUGAGCCAUCCGAGGAGUGAUGCUGCUACGGUCGGAAAGCACCGUUACCACUCUGGUCAUCGUCGUGAUCACGGCAGAGGUGGAUGGCAAGGCUUCCGAACAAGGGCAGAUCGAGCCUACGAGAUUAGGGAGAUGCGCAGGGGCCGCGGACAGAGGAUUAUUGAGGUUAUCCCUGGGAGUGAGAUUGAUGAUUACCCCCGAGCACGGCAGCAAGACGAGGAAAAGUGA
Messenger RNA from Colletotrichum aenigma, 1125 nucleotides. RefSeq lists its product as uncharacterized. The record is from RefSeq and is a predicted model, not a curated record. The transcript has a single exon. The coding region runs from base 1 to 1125 and encodes 374 amino acids. Lineage: Eukaryota; Fungi; Ascomycota; Sordariomycetes; Glomerellales; Glomerellaceae.